AUGACUCAGUCAAAUAGCAAACUAGAAUACGUAAAUAACUUAGAACGAAAGGGAAGAAGAGAAGGACGUAGAAUAGGGGUGGAUGAGAAUAGGAAGAAGUUCUUUAUUACGUUUCCAUAUCCAUAUAUGAAUGGUAAGCUUCAUUUAGGCCACUUGUAUUCAAUAUCUAAGUCAGACUUCUUUAGCUACUACAUGGAGCAGAAGGGAUAUAAUGUUCUAUUUCCAUUUGGAUUCCAUUGUACUGGAAUGCCUAUUUCAGCAUCAGCACAGAAGUUGAGACAGGAAUUAGCAGGUGAGAAAGUUGAUGUUUCUGUUAUGGAAAUAUUGAGGUCUCUUGGAUUUGAGAUGACACAUCCAAUUGGAGAGAAAUGUGAUAGAAAUAUGUGUAUUUGUAGAUUCGCUGAUCCAUAUCACUGGUGUAGGACAUUCCCAGAAUAUUGUAAGAAAUCAUUAAUUGAGUUUGAUGCAAAUAUAGAUUGGAGUAGGUCAUUUAUCACUACAGAAAUUGAUCAAUAUUACGAUUCAUUUGUGAGGUAUCAAUUCAGGAAGUUGGAAUCGAAGAAAUACAUCAGUUUUGGUAAGAGAUAUUCCAUAUAUUGCCCAGUUGAUAAACAAAUAUGCUUGGAUCAUGAUAGGAGGAAAGGAGAGGGUAUUAAACCAAUUCCAGUAGUUCUGAAGAAAGUUGGAAUGAAUAUUCUGGUAGAAGCAACCAGUUUAUCAACAACUGAUGAGAUUAUCACGUCUGAGGUGAUUGAAUGGGUUGAAUUUGGAAUUGGAAUUGGAUCAGAGAAAUAUGUAGCUGAAAGACUCAUUUAUGAGAAUCUAAAGAAUCAGAUUGAAGAUGUUAAUGAAUGCACUGAGGUAGAUUUGUGUAGGAUUCAUAACAAGGUGACAAAAAUAUCAGGUGAAAAAGUGUUGAAAAGAAGUUACUUAAAAAGCAAGGGUGAAACAAUAAGUGAUGUGGAUAAAGAGAAGUUUGAGAGAAUCAAGACGGGUAGUAGUAGAGUAGAAAGUGAUUAUUUGGUAUGUUAUGUUCCAGAAGANGAGGUGAUUGAAUGGGUUGAAUUUGGAAUUGGAAUUGGAUCAGAGAAAUAUGUAGCUGAAAGACUCAUUUAUGAGAAUCUAAAGAAUCAGAUUGAAGAUGUUAAUGAAUGCACUGAGGUAGAUUUGUGUAGGAUUCAUAACAAGGUGACAAAAAUAUCAGGUGAAAAAGUGUUGAAAAGAAGUUACUUAAAAAGCAAGGGUGAAACAAUAAGUGAUGUGGAUAAAGAGAAGUUUGAGAGAAUCAAGACGGGUAGUAGUAGAGUAGAAAGUGAUUAUUUGGUAUGUUAUGUUCCAGAAGACCAGGUUAUUUCUAGAUCAGGUGGAAUAUGCACAGUUGCAUUAUUAGAUCAGUGGUUUUUGGAUUAUGGGAAUGAAGAGUGGAAGAAGAGAACCAGGGAAUGUCUUGGAGAACUGAAAUGCUCUGAAGACACCAGUGCCAAAUUGUAUGGAGCAUUAGAUUGGAUUCAAAAGUGGGGAUUCAGUAGGUCAUUUGGAUUGGGAACUAGAUUCCAUAAGGAUGAAAGUGUGCUAAUUGAUUCAUUAAGCGAUUCAACCAUUUAUAUGGCAUUCUACACGGUGAAGCAUCUACUAUUUGGUGAUCUAGAGGGCAAUGAUGAAAUCUACUGCAAGAAGUAUCUGUGUAACGAACUAUGGGAAUUUGUGUUUGGUGAAAUUGAUCAGGAGAAAUUGAGAAAGAAGUUGGAUGAAUUUGGAGAAGAAGGAGAAAAACAUGUAGAAAUUGCAGUAGAAGCAAGAAGUAGUUUCAGAUACUUCUAUCCAGUUGAUUUGAGAGUAUCUGGAAAAGAUCUGAUCAAUAAUCACCUGAUAUUCUUCCUAAUGAAUCACGUAGCCUGUUUUGAUAGGGAAUAUUGGCCACGACGUAUAUUCACAAAUGGGUAUUUAUUGCUGAACAAUUCCAAAAUGAGCAAAUCAGAAGGGAAUUUCCUGACUGUUGAAAAUGCUCUAAAGAAGUUUGGACCAUCUGCAACUCGAAUGUGUCUGGCUGCGUGUGGUGACACGAAUGAGGAUGCCAACUUCGUAGAGAGUGUUGCUAACUCAUUUGUGCUCAAAUUGUACACUUUGGCUCAGAAUGUGUUGAAUGUCCCUAAAACUGGAUCAGUUGAAACCAGGUUGAUUGAUGCGUAUUUAGUUGAAAGUGUUAAUGAAAAUGAGAAGAGAACAAAUGAGGCGUAUGAGAAUAUGAUUUAUAGGGAUGCAUUGAAGUAUGGUUUCUAUAACAUGAAUGCUAUGAUUGAGACGUAUGAGACCAUGGGUGGAAUGAACUAUAAGAUGAAAGAAUGGGCGUAUUAUAGGAUGAUGAGGAUGUUAUAUCCAAUAAUACCAAGUUAUACAAGAUACUUGAUGGAGAAAAUUGGACAGAAGAUUGAUAUGGGUGAGAAAAGUGAUAUAGGUAAUAUUGAUGGAAUUGAAUAUGUUAAGGAAGUGGUGAGACGAAUUAAUAUGGUAAGAAAGAAAGAUAAGGUGGUGAUUAAGGUAGCAAAGAAAUACAGUGAUUGGAAGGAGGAUUGUAUGAAGAGAAUAAAGGAGAUGAAGGAGAGUGGGAAGAACAAUGAUGAGAUAAAGAAGAAUAUUCUGGAAGAGAGUAGGAAUUACAGUAACAGCAAAAUGAGAAUUGGAUUCAGUAUGGAUUAUUUGAUGAAUAUGAAGAAGUAUCAGGUAACAUUUGAUGAAGUGGAGUACUUGAAUGAAUUCAAAGGAUUCAUUGAGAAGGAGACUAAGAAAGAUAUUCAGAUUGAAGUGGUUGAAAUGGAUGAGAAAGCAUAUCCAAUGGUGCCAUACAUCUAUUACUGA
Enterospora canceri is the source of this 2856-nucleotide messenger RNA. The record is from the annotation of a GenBank genome assembly. Lineage: Eukaryota; Fungi; Microsporidia; Enterocytozoonidae.